Molecule: messenger RNA, 1431 nt
Organism: Penicillium pulvis
Lineage: Eukaryota; Fungi; Ascomycota; Eurotiomycetes; Eurotiales; Aspergillaceae
Exons: 1
Coding region: 1-1431 (476 amino acids)
Cellular component (GO): mitochondrion
Source: RefSeq, a predicted model, not a curated record
AUGGCCGCCAACCUUUCACGCAUAUACCUCUUGUCGGCAGCGACCUCAUCUACAACUUUUCUCUACCAGACCCGCACCCUUUCGCAACUAUCUCGCUCCUUCCCACUGCUUCACCAAUUGCGCCGACACUAUUCCAAAGAGCACAAUGGACUAGAUAUGGAAGGGGAGGACCAUGGUUCUUCAAAAGCCCCAGACCAGCCAGAGCAGAAUGACUCCGCGAAAUCAACAUCCGCCGAUCAUCCACCACGGCGCAUGAGCUAUCUGCGCCAUCGCGGUGCUUCAAUCCCCGACCCAACACCAAAGGGCAAUAAGAAACGGACUUCAAACCUGAAAUCAAGGACUAUCACUCGAAAUGAGCGUGAGGCGUUUGGGGGCUUAAUGAGCCGGUUGAACAAGACGCAGCAGGCCCAAAGCCCGCUGCCGGAGACACAAAAGCCAGAGUCCGUGCCAAAGACCGACGAUCUGAUGGCUGUUAUGAGCGUUUUUGAAUCGAUCCUGGAGGAUACUCGUGCCGAUGCGAAAGAGCGCCAAACUGUGAAGAAUUCUCAACACGAGGUGCCAGUAGACAAGCAGGAGCAUGGCCGUUCCCGCCAAAGCGGCCAAACAGAGGAAAUAAUCGAUGAAGCUGAUCUUAUCUACCUCAGCGACCUUGGACUUGAGGAAAGAAGUGCAAGCGCCGACGCCGAUGCCACCAUAACUUUGACAGAGGCAGUGAAUAUGGUCGUUGAGCGAGAGUCGAAGAGGAUUGAAUCAGAGCUUUUCCAAGCUGUGGAACAGGGCAAGGGCGAUUCAGGUCUCUGGGACGUUUGUAGGCAGCGGAUCUUCACCAUGAUAAGCCAUAUAGGAGGUCCGGUGUCAUCAACUGCCCAGGAACCCGAAUUCAGCUCUGGCAGUAAUGCGCACCAGAGCCCUGAUGCAUCCCCUUCAUCCGGUCCAUUGAACAUCCCAGACGCGGUUCCAGCUGGCCCUGUAGUUGCAAAACUCUACCCGCAGCUUCUACUUCUCGCAUUCCGGAUACUUAGUACUCAUUUCCCAGAAUCACAACUCAUCAGCCAGUUCCGAAGUGCAGCCAAGGCGCACGGACGGUCAUCUGCCUUCCUGGGGACCUCGGAGGUCCUUUGCGACGAGUUGAUGGCUUUCUACUGGCACAGCUGCAACGAUCUUCCGGCGGUAGUUUCAUUCUUGCGCGAUAUGGAUAAUGCUGGUCUUGAUCCAAGUCGCCGAGUCCGCAAGCUUCUGCGAGACAUUGUUCGCCAACAUGACCAGGACGUGAAGUCGCGUCGGAAAGCUAAGGGAGAGUACUUUUGGGACGCGCCGCCAAAUCAAAAGGCAUUCCAAGAGCUCGCAGGGCCGGAUGGUUGGAUUGAAACCCUUCACUCCCGGAAGCGCCAGCGGCGUAGCACCGCCAUCCCUGUCCCUAGGAUGUCAUGA